Macrosiphum euphorbiae (potato aphid) is the source of this 318-nucleotide messenger RNA. The record is from the annotation of a GenBank genome assembly. Lineage: Eukaryota; Metazoa; Arthropoda; Insecta; Hemiptera; Aphididae.
AUGGUUCAACUCGUUACCGACGCCGCCGAUCUGGCAACUAAAUUGACCGAUGCCAAAGAAAAAUUAGUCAUCAUUGACUUUUUUGCCAAAUGGUGUGGUCCUUGCAAGUUAAUGGCUCCAUUCAUUGAAGAACUGGCCAAUGAGUACCCUGAUGUAGUCAUGUUAAAAGUUGAUGUUGAUGAAUGUGAAGAAGCCGCUAUUGAGUAUAACAUCCAAUCAAUGCCCACAUUCGUCUUCCUAAAAUCAAAAACAGAAGUUGUUCGGUUUUCUGGUGCUAACAAAGAUAAAUUAAAGGACAAUUUAUUGAAACACAAAUAA